Messenger RNA from Rattus rattus (black rat), 1181 nucleotides. It is a transcript of the gene Apoe, whose product is annotated as apolipoprotein E. Gene Ontology annotation, molecular function: low-density lipoprotein particle receptor binding; lipid binding; amyloid-beta binding. Gene Ontology annotation, biological process: lipid transport; cholesterol catabolic process; regulation of amyloid-beta clearance. The transcript is spliced from 4 exons. The record is from RefSeq and is a predicted model, not a curated record. Bases 132 to 1070 code for a protein of 312 amino acids. Gene Ontology annotation, cellular component: extracellular region; intermediate-density lipoprotein particle. NCBI's taxonomy places the organism in Eukaryota, Metazoa, Chordata, Mammalia, Rodentia, Muridae.
UGGACAGGUCUGGGAUCCGGUCCCCUGCUCAGACCCCGGAGGCUAAGGACUUGUUUCGGAAGAAGCUGGUAAGACAAGCUUGGGCUGGCGAUUCACCCAGGGGGCUUGACUGGCCAAUCACAACUGGGAAGAUGAAGGCUCUGUGGGCCCUGCUGUUGGUCCCAUUGCUGACAGGAUGCCUGGCCGAGGGAGAGCUGGAGGUGACAGAUCAGCUCCCAGGGCAAAGCAACCAACCCUGGGAGCAGGCCCUGAACCGCUUCUGGGAUUACCUGCGCUGGGUGCAGACGCUUUCUGACCAGGUCCAGGAAGAGCUGCAGAGCUCCCAAGUCACACAGGAACUGACGGUACUGAUGGAGGACACUAUGACGGAAGUAAAGGCAUACAAAAAGGAGCUGGAGGAACAGCUGGGCCCAGUGGCGGAGGAGACACGGGCCAGGCUGGCUAAAGAGGUGCAGGCGGCACAGGCCCGUCUGGGAGCUGACAUGGAGGAUCUACGCAGCCGACUCGGGCAGUACCGCAACGAGGUAAACACCAUGCUGGGCCAGAGCACAGAGGAGCUGCGGUCGCGCCUCUCCACACACCUGCGCAAGAUGCGCAAGCGCCUGAUGCGGGAUGCGGAUGAUCUGCAGAAGCGCCUGGCGGUGUACAAGGCCGGGGCACAGGAGGGCGCCGAGCGCGGUGUGAGUGCUAUCCGUGAGCGCCUGGGGCCACUGGUGGAGCAGGGUCGUCAGCGCACAGCCAACCUAGGCUCUGGCGCCGCCCAGCCCCUGCGCGAUCGCGCCCAGGCUUUGAGUGACCGCAUCCGAGGGCGGCUGGAGGAAGUGGGCAACCAGGCCCGUGACCGCCUAGAGGAGGUGCGUGACCAGAUGGAAGAUGUGCGCUCCAAGAUGGAGGAGCAGACCCAGCAGAUACGCCUGCAGGCCGAGGUCUUCCAGGCCCGCCUCAAGGGCUGGUUCGAGCCGCUAGUGGAAGACAUGCAGCGCCAGUGGGCAAACCUAAUGGAGAAGAUACAGGCCUCUGUGGCUACCAACUCCAUUGCCUCCACCACAGUGCCCCUGGAGAAUCAAUGAUCAUCCCUCACCUACGCCCUGCCGCAACAUCCAUGACCAGCCAGGCGGCCCUGUCCCAAGCACCACUCUGGCCCUCUGGUGGCCCUUGCUUAAUAAAGAUUCUCCAAGCAC